Messenger RNA from Coffea arabica (coffee), 909 nucleotides. Its product is annotated as protein LATERAL BRANCHING OXIDOREDUCTASE 1-like. Lineage: Eukaryota; Viridiplantae; Streptophyta; Magnoliopsida; Gentianales; Rubiaceae. The record is from RefSeq and is a predicted model, not a curated record.
AUGGGAAAAAGAGAGAUGUUUUAUGUUCCAAUGAAGAAUCGAUUGCUGCGCUGUCCCUAUUCUUUCAGAGCACCUUACUAUUCCCAAGCAAACUGUGCAAUUAACCAUGGAAUGAGCGCUUCAUUUCUGGAUGAAGUGCUUGAAGUCACUGGAAAACUUUUCAAACUUCCAUUGGAUGAGAAAAGGACAUAUUCCAGGGAUGAAAACGGGAUUGACGGCUAUGGGAAUGAUGUAAUCUAUUCAGAUCGUCAAACCCUUGAUUGGAAUGAUCGGCUGUAUCUUCAUGUGCUCCCGAAGAGUAUCAGAAAAUUUGAAAAAUGGCCUCGCCCUCCUCAAAAUUUAAGGGAAAUCUUACUUGAAUUCACAGAAAGAUUGCGGGUGAUGAAUGAAAUCAUUGUUAAGGCCAUGGAAAAGUCACUUGACUUGGAAGAAAAUCGUUUUCUUGAUCAAUUUGGUGAAAGUCCCAUAGUCCUUGCAAGGUUUAACUUCUACCCUCCAUGUCCAUGGCCUGAUCGCAUACUUGCAGCCAAGCCGCAAGGAGAUGCGUCAGGAGCCACUUAUCUCUUGCUAGACAAAGAAGUGGAAGGCCUUCAAGUCUUGAAAGAUGAUCAGUGGUAUCUAGUUCCACUUACUCCCAACGCCAUUGCCUUUAAUGUUGGUGAUCAAGUUGAGAUAAUGACUAACGGGAUCUAUAAGAGCCCCAUACAUAGAGUAGCAACAAACAGAACAAGAGAGAGAGAGACUCUGGCUUUGUUCUUUGCUCCUGAACCAACAAGGGAAAUCAAACCGGUUGAAGGUCUAAUCAGCAAUAAAAACCCGAGGAUGUACAAAAAUGUCACAGAUUAUUCACGAAACUAUUUUGAGUAUGUUCAGCAGGGAAGAAUGCCAAUUGAUGCAAUGAAACUUUGA